AGUAAAUGAGUAACAAGUGCUCGUAGGUACAGAAAUACGGAGCACUGUAUAACUGUAGGUACAGUGUUAUGCACUGUAUCACUGUAGGUAGGGCGUCAAAAAAAUUGUCAGAUCAAAAUGUUCAAUAUAAUGGCCAAAUGUUCAAGGAACAAAUCUUAUAAGAAAGUGAAAGCGUCUAAAAUAGUACGUAAUAAACUGGCUAGCCGGUGAUCCAGGUUUUCAAUUAGGCCGGUAAGUAAAAUGUGCUAAAUAUUUACAUAUAGAAAACCUUGCCUAUAGUUACAGGAAUACCGUACCUGCAAUUCCAUAAAUUAUUACAGGAAAUAUUUUGCAAUUCCCCUUUAUAAACAGAUCUUAAGUGCAGCAAUUGAUGCCUAAACAUGCCAAAGAUCAGUAAACCAUGUUCAGUAAACUGUGAAUUGUGGUGUGAAAUCAUUGAUAUUUAAUGUCAUUAUUGCAGCAUCGGCUAAGGCAGGAAUCGUAGGGCCCGGGCGGCGCUCUGCCCCCGCUGCGCCGGGUUUCCGUCACUCCUCCCGGCAGAAAAGCAGCGCGUCCGCCCGCCGGUCGAAGGUGGCGGAGCCGCUCGGGAGUCCCGGUGCCGGGGAGACGCGUCCACCGCCUGUGUGCUGAGUGUAAGAGCUGUCAUUGAUGGCGACUGCAGAAAUUCCCCCAUGGGUGGAGAGCUGAGGAUGGAGAGAGAGCGGAACUUCGAAGGCCGCUCACCAAAAUGAACAUUUGAAUGUUGGAGUUGAUGGAGUGUGAGUGAGAGAGAGAGAGAGAGAGAGAGAGAGAGUGACUCAGGAAGACGGUGGAGUGGUGGAGGACAGGUGGGAAUCCACUUAGCACUGGGAAGCGGGGGAGGACUGACACCCGCGGGGAGGGACAGACAGGGAAAUAUAUACCGGAAGCAGGACGACAGCUGGAUGGAGCGUGAGAGGAGCAGCCACGCGCACUGCAGGCUGUUGCGGUCAUGGUGACAUAGUGUCCAUGGCUGCCCACCAGCAGAACUCGGUACCGCUGUCCGCCGCCAUCCCCUUCAGGUCCGGCUCCGCGGUCCGAUCCUCAGCCUUCGCUGCGUCUGCCGCUCCCUUCUGGCGGACAUGGCAGGCGUGUGGAAAUCGGCGUGUCGCCGCAGGUGUCCACAGCUGCGUCUCCUCAUCCUGGCGCUCUUAGUCUUCUGCCUGCUCUCCAUGGCCCUUCUGGCGUACUAUGUCAGCAGCGGACCCAGAAUCAGGCAGGCCCCGCCCCCCCUGCCCGCGGUUGAGUGCCGGACGGCCACUUCCCCCGCAGGUCUCCCGCACACCCCGCAGCAGGAUCCUGCCGUCCGCCGCACUGGGCUCAGCUUCCCAGCUCAGCCGCGUACAGACCCUGUGGUGCUGCUUUUUGUAGACAGCGUCUACUCCCAGCUCGGCCAGGAGAUCGUGGCUAUUUUAGAGUCCGGCCGCUUCCGGCACCAUGUGGAGGCGGCUCCCGGGAAGGGCGCCAUGCCCGUGUUGGCAAGCCGGGACCGGGGCCGCUACACCCUCAUAAUCUUCGAGAACCUCUUCCAGUAUGUCGGCCUGGAUGCCUGGAACCGGGAACUGCUGGACAGGUACUGUGCUCAGUUCGGUGUUGGUGUUGUGGGCUUCCUCCGCACUGCAGGAAGCUUGCCGCCUGACCCCCAGCUCCGGGGCUUUCCUCUUGUCCUGCUUCCGGGCCGCGGCUUGAGGGACUGCUUCGUCUGCCCCACCGCCCCCCUGCUCCGCAUUACCCGGCCUGGCGCCCUGCAGUCAGGCCCUCUGCCUGGGGACGGCUGGGUCGUCUUCCACUCCAAUCACAGCACAUAUCAGCCGGUGCUGCUAGCUGAGUCCGGCCUGCCUGGCGCCCCCCCCCAGGCUACACCACAGGCCACGGUGCUUCAGGACUUGGGCCUUCAUGACGGCAUCCAGAGAGUUGUCUUCGGCAACGGCCUCUCCUUCUGGCUGCACAAGCUCAUCCUGGUGGACGCCAUCGCCUACCUGACCGGCGGCCGGCUCGAUAUGCCGCUGGAGCGCCACCUGCUGGUUGACGUGGACGAUAUAUUUGUUGGAAAGGAAGGAACCCGCAUGAAGGUGUCGGAUGUUGAGGCCCUGCUCAGCACCCAAAACAAGCUACGUAAUUUGGUCCCCAAUUUCACCUUCAAUCUGGGCUUCUCUGGAAAGUUCUACCAUACUGGAACGGAGGAGGAGGACCGGGGGGACGACAUGCUCCUGAUGCAUAGGCAGCAGUUCUGGUGGUUUCCCCACAUGUGGAGCCACAUGCAACCGCAUCUCUUCCACAACGUCAGCGUUCUGGCUGAGCAGAUGCUCCUCAACAAGCUUUUUGCGCAGGAGCACGGGAUCCCCAUAGACAUGGGAUACGCCGUGAGCCCACACCACUCCGGCGUCUAUCCUGUGCACGGACAGCUGUACGAGGCCUGGAGGGCCGUGUGGGGGAUCCGCGUCUCCAGCACGGAGGAGUACCCCCACCUGCGGCCUGCACACUAUCGCCGUGGCUUCGUGCACGCCGGCAUUAAGGUGCUGCCUAGACAGACGUGUGGCCUCUUCACUCACACCAUCUUCUACAGCGAGUACCCCGGGGGCCCCCAGGAGCUGGACCGCAGCAUCCGGGGCGGGGAGCUCUUUCAGACCCUCUUACUCAGCCCUGUGAGUAUUGGAGCGUGGUCCUGUUACUACUGCUCACGUUUACACCAGUCACUCUUCUAUGCUACCCAUGUUUCAACUCUGAUGCAUUUGCCUGGUCUGGCAGCUGUUUCUGCUCUAACAGAGCAUCACCUGCAGAAUACGCAGAGGCAUAGUCGUUCUGUAUGGGUCUCCCGGCCUCUCGGCCGUAGUCGUUCUGUAUGGGUCUCCCGGCCUCUCGGCCGUAGUCGUUCUGUAUGGGUCUCCCGGCCUCUCGGCCGUAGUCGUUCUGCUGGAUUACCGUCUCUUGUCCAGAUCAUGAUAGUGGAUGGCUCCCUGUUCCGCUCAAACCCGGUUCUAGUGAUGGACGGUAUCCAGAAGUUCCUGGGGGUCUCACCGUACUACAGUUACACAGAGGUUCUGACAUUUGACAAGAAUAAAGGGUUCUGGUGCCAGAGAUUGGAUGGGGGCCGAACCAAGUGCCUGGGCAAGGGCAAAGGCAGGAAGUACCCGGCGAUGGCAUCAGAGACCCGUGUCUUCCUGUCGGAGUACUACCGUGAGCAUAACUUCGAGCUGCUGAGGCUGCUGGGCCGCAUGGGGCAGAUGGCACCUACCUGGUUGAGGGAGGAGCUUCAGAAGAGUGGUUGGCGAUGAGUGUUUGGAUUUUAGGCGGCAGUGCCGCCCGUGGCUGCCUGGUACUGGGAUCAGUGGUGAGGACUGGCUUUCCAUGGACUCAGACGGUGACCAAGGGCCAACAGACCUUGGUUAUUCUGCCUCUUCUAACUAGAUGCUGCUGGAUGAUCUCAGUAGGCUUCUGUCCCCACUUGCCUAGGAAGGCCAGCCAAUUGGAAGACGCAAGGCCAGGACCUUUUCACUGCUGAUGGAGAGGCGUGAGAAGUGCGUGGUGUCAUUGCACAUUCAGCAGAUCCAUGGAGGUAGUCAUCCCUGUUGUCAUGGAGUGGGACAUUCAGUCACCUAGUCUAGGCACCCUCUGUGACAGAGCAUCAAAUUACAGAAUUCCAUUUGAGGGGCGUUUCCUGUGUGUUAGCGUGUGCACAGUCACACAGGUUUGGAUUUGAGGACUGGGAAAAUUAUUCGAGCUGCGACGGCCCAAAGCUGUCAUCCACCUUACAGAACGUAUUAUCUGUGUUUUUUUUUUCUUCCUUUUCUAACUUAUAUUGCGACGGCAAUAUUGUCUAUAGAAAGGCUGGAGGGGUGUGGCUUUGUUGUUAUAAGGGUCAUGUGACCUGAGAGCUCUACAAGGGACAUAAAAUGUUUUGAAAACUUCUCUUCUAGAUGAGGCGGUGGUUUCUGUUUAUCUGAACUGUUUUUUGUACAAGAAUGCAGCAAAGGAUCGAGUUUGUGUCCAGUGGGUUUUCAACCUUUAAAUCAGCCUCAACUGACUUAUGCGAUUUGGGGAACCCAGAAUCACAGUAAAUGGUUUGGUUUCACUCAUUUCUGAAGCUGGAUGUACCGACAGAUUCUGUGUGGUGGUGGGUUUGUUCUUUGCUUGUUCUCACCAUAUUUGCCUGAUUUUUAAUGAUGGACAAAAUUAUGUCUCAUGAACCAUUUGUGGUGUUUUUAACCCCACUAGAUGGCGCUGUUGGUUUGCUUUGGGGCAUCUUUGUGCCAUUUUUUGAACAGAGAGCACCAUCUAGUGGGGACAAAAAUACAGCAAAUGGUUCAUGAGGUGUCAUUUUGUCAACCACUAGGUAAUACUGCCCUAACCACAGGAAACUGACUGAGAUAACUUAUGGAUGAUAAUGGUUUUUGGAGAACAAGGGGAAAUUGCCUGUUCUCUGGCAUUGCGUAACAGAAGAGCCUAGAACCUAACAUAACAAAUAGGCAGUGUUUAGUGGUAUAGGUGCAAUGAUUGAAUGUAACUAUCAAUUUAACAAUCCCUGUCAGAAGUCUGUUGUAGUCUGGAAAUACUGAACCAAUAAAUCUGUAUGUGCACCUGUGAAA
Molecule: messenger RNA, 4604 nt
Organism: Paramormyrops kingsleyae
Lineage: Eukaryota; Metazoa; Chordata; Actinopteri; Osteoglossiformes; Mormyridae
Source: RefSeq, a predicted model, not a curated record